UAAUUGCAUUGCGCAGUUGCCUAGCUAGGGGGGGUAAAUCGUGCUUUCACGUUUUCGGCGCGCUUUUGACACCACUGUGAAACCAGAGAGCCGGUGGGAGGAAGGGAAGCGGCUGUUCAGUAACCUGGGCUGGUCUUUAACUGUCUAAGGCUGGUACACCUGACUACUAUCGUGAUUAGCAACCGCUGCUGUUGACUGUUUACGCAGGAAGUACACAGGGGACGUUUGCUUGCAACUGGCAAGCCCCAUCUUUGAAAUAAAACCAGAGGUGUGGAGUGAUGAGAGUGGGCAAGUAAAGGAGGCAGGUCUCCCAGUAGAACAUUGACAGACAAGUGGGAAGUCAAGCAAGGAUGCUGGAGGCAGAUGCAGACUCAGCCGGUGCAGCACCAGAGAGCGAAGAAGAGGCUGAGAUGGGGAGCAGAGACUUGAAGACUGAGGUGGUACGACUGACUCUGGAGCUCCAGGAGGCCACAGAGGAGAAGCUACAGGCAGCUCGCUAUGGCCUGGUGGUGCUGGAGGAAAGUAGUGCUCUCAAGAUUAAAUACAGGCAGCUAGAAGAGGAGCAUGAAACCCUCAAAGGGGAGCUACAGCAGCUCAAAGAGGCAUUUGCAGAUUCUGUGAGCAGCCAGAAGCGUGCAGCUGCUGAUGGAGAGUGCCGGGAGGAGAACCUGCUGCAGGAGACUGCUACUAAGGAGGCUGCCAUGGCAACCCGGUUGGAGGAAGUCCAGGCAGAGCUCAAGCAAGCGCGCCUUGCUUUGAGCAAUGCCCAUGCAGAGAUAGAUAGACUGGGGGGGGUCACCACCCAGCUAAAAAAGGAGUGUGAGUGUCUGGAGGCCGAAAAGGGCCAUCAGAGGGAGGAGAUGAAGGAAUAUAAAAUACGUGAGCUGCGUCAGUUGCAGGACAAUGGCGAGCUAGAAGAUGAGAACAUAUCUCUCCAAAAACAGGUGUCUGUGCUCAAGGAAAACCAGGUUGAAUUUGAAUCAAUAAAGCUGGAGCUGACCCAAAAGAACGAGGUGCAGGAGGAGCUGCGAGCUCAGAUGGAAGAGGCUGAAAGGCUGAGGGAGAUAGCAGAGAGGCAACUGGAUGAGGCCCUGGAAGCCCUGAAGGAGGAGAGGGAGCAGAAGAACUGUCUGCGGCGAGAGCUCUCUGCCCUGACCCUUAACCCCUUUGAUUCUGUGGGGAACUUGGAGCUCCACUUGGAUCAGCUGGAUGACAGCCAGGAGGAGGGCCAGGGGGUAGAGGGCGAGGGAGAGGAUCAGGACAGCGGCAUUAAUAAUGGUCCUGGUUCUGCUCCCAGUUCUGCUCACCCUCCUCACUUGGGGGGCUCCAAAAGUAAUGGCCUCAUCCAUCGCUACUCCACUCCACGCAACAGUGACGUAUUCCUGCGUGCUCCUGCUUCUGGGCUGGUGUCAGACUUGUUGAGUGAGCUACACUUUUCCGACAGUCAGAAACUAAAACAGCAACUCCUACAGGCAGACCGAGAGAAGUCCAGUCUGGUGAGCAAGGUGGAGGAACUGCAAAUGCAGCUGGUAAUGUCCAAACAGGCACUCAGUCAGCAAGCAGACAAGGUUGGAUCUCUCACUCAACAGCUGGAAGCUGUGCACAGCAGCCAGCAGCACAACCAGGAGGCAGACAGCAGGGGAGAUGAUGAGAAUGGAGGCGGCAGCAAUGCAGCCUUCGAUUAUGAGGUAGACACCAAGAGCAAAGAGGUGCUGGAGGCACGCAUGCGUUCGGCCAGUGAAGAGCUUCUGAAGCUGCGGGAUGAACUUUCUCAAGCAGGAACUCGUUAUAACACCCUGGAGCACAGAUACAAGCAAGAGAAGGAUCGUUGGAGGGCAGAGGCCCAGGAGCUAGCUGACAAGAUCCGUCAAUGCAUCAAGUCCAGCAAGCAGGACCAGGAGCGCAUCAGUGAGCUGGAGAAGGAGAUUGGAGCUACACGGAAAGUAGCCAUUGAUUCUGAAGGGCACUUGAGCGUUGCCCAGGAAGAGCUGCUUGCUUUCUCUGAGGAGCUGUCCAACCUCUAUCACCACAUCUGCGUGUGCAACAACCUGACACCCAAACGAGUCACCCUGGACUACUACCGGGAUGGUGCCAGGGCAAGUGUUGGAGGAAGUAGUGCCCGAAGGUCACACUACGUCUACCCCCAGAACAACUCCCAGAAGAAACCGCGAGCCAAUGACAUGUUUAGCUCCAAAGCUUCAGCAUUGCAGUUCAUGGGGGAGGUGGACAGUGCAGGAGCCAGCGGAGACUCUCCCAAUUGCCCUGGAUCCCCCACCCUGGAUUUCAGGGACCCUUCAAAUGUCCGUAACUUGGUAGCGGUCAUCCGUUGCCAGAUCAAACACCUCCGGGUGGCAGUGGACCUCUGUCGUCAGAGGGGCGCAAUGCCUUACUCAGGGUUCAGCAGCAGUGGAGAGUCGGAGCGGGAUGCUGAAAGCCUCAUGGAAGAAGUACUAAAACUCAAGUCCCUUCUAAGCACCAAAAGAGAACAGAUUGCUACCCUCAGGACUGUCCUCAAGGCUAACAAACAGACUGCGGAGUUGGCCCUGUCCAAUUUGAAAACCAAGUACGAGACAGAGAAGAGCAUGGUGUCAGAGACCAUGAUGAAACUGCGGAACGAGCUCAAAGCCUUGAAGGAGGACGCCGCCACCUUCUCUUCAUUGCGAGUAAUGUUUGCCAGUCGGUGUGAUCAGUAUGUCACCCAGUUGGAUGAGAUGCAGAGGCAGCUGGCAGCAGCCGAGGAUGAGAAGAAGACACUGAAUUCUCUGCUGCGUAUGGCCAUACAGCAGAAACUGGCUCUUACUCAGCGUUUGGAGGACCUGGAGGUCCCUCUGUCUCCCCACAGCUUGAACAGCAGCCCCCGCCGCUCCAGGGCCAAAGAGUUGGCCACCAAGUCAGGCCGGGCCCCACGCAGCCCCCGAAACAGUCCUGCACGCCCCCCGCUGAGAAGCAGUCCAAGAGCUAGCCCUGUUCUCGGCGGCAGUGUUUCUGCCAUGGCCACGCACCACCUGAGAGGUUUAACACGAAGUCUCCACACAAGCCCUCGCUGAAACACUCCUUCCAUUACUCCAAACCCCAUCUUCUCCAUAAGGACCUGUCUUGACUCCCGGCUUCCUCCUCCUUUCCUGACUUGAGACAUCUUGUCCAUCCCAGAUAUGAUGCAACAUUCCCCAGUGUACCCACCAGAACCAUGGAUUUAAAGAAGUAAAAAAAAAAAAAAAUCUUAUCCCGCCCUCCUGCAUGCAGCCCGGAGAAGGAUGAAGGGACAGAUGUGCUGCUCAUUGCUCUGUGAAGUCAUUGAUUGUCUUGUCCCAAGUGGAUCCAACUUCCAUCUGGUCAUGUGCAAGCCGGCUGUGUUGUGGUGAACCAUUGGCAGUAUUUAUUCCAGAAUGAGAGACUUUGUCCAAUGUCCAAUAUUAACUCCUCAGACUUUGAUUCAAGGCUAUGAUCUGUCUUUACACUCUUGCGUGUAGUCUGUCAUCCUGGUCAGGGCUGUCUGGCGUCUUUAAGUGUCUGUAAGCCAUUAGAUCAUCUGUGAUAACUCUCCCAGGUAGUUGUUUUUUGUAGAACAAUGCAGCCUUGCUAACAUAAUUGCUAUCCCACAAGUGAGAGCUUGCAAUCGUCCUGAGAUUCCUCCCUUUCCCUGGUGGUAUCAUUACAUGCCCUUUUUCUUUUUUUAAUCCUGUGACAUGUCUGGCACUUUGGAUUUUGCCUAAAAGCCACACCCUUUAACUAUAGGUCAGUAAACUUAAGCAUUUUCAUCGAUGGAAAUAGAUUAGCCAUAAGUUCAAAGUUUACCACCUCAGGUCAAAUGGAGUUAUCGAAUACAUGAUUUGGGAGAUCUUAAAUGUGCAUCUUACUUUGCAAACUAUGCAGACCAAGUCAGGACAGUUCAUGCUGUUUUUAUAAGGUACCUUCAGUUUCAUUACAGUGGCUGGCUGUAGCUAUUUUACAACAGCUGGGUAGCAUUGCAGCUUUUGGAAAUCAUCUGGGAAUGCUAAGUGGCACAAUUGCAAGCAUCCUCCCAAACAUUUGUUUUCUGCUUGUGGGUUGUGAAUUUUAAAAGACACUGUCUUACAUCACCCAAUCAUUUAAGUGGCUUGGUUUACCUAAAACUACUGCUAACAUAUUGGACCAUUUCUCUUGGUUACAUAAUUCUAAUAACAGUUCCCAUUCAGCUUCUGCUUUUUCCUCACUCCUUUAAACAGCUACGCAACAAUACCCAUGUUUUGUAUCCCAUUACUCAAUGUCAGAAUGCUUUUGUCUACUACCAAAGUAAGCAUGUCGUACUGAACUAGUAUUACCCACAACAAGCUAGUUUUCUUCUGUGGCUGCAGCAUCCAUUGUUUUAAUUUAUGAAUGAUUAUAGAGCUAGCAUGCUGCUGUUAGAGUUGCUGCUUGUUGAAAGAUGUAAUAAUAUUCUCCCAUAAUUUUAAAAGAACACAGUGCUUUGCAUCUACAAGCACAUUAUGGCUUCAAACUAAAAAUAAGUACAUUUUACAAAAUUAAAUAUUUCACUCCAAUGUGACAUUGCUUUGCAAAGGGAAGCUCCAUAAGGAAGGGUGUUGGAUUGCAAAGGAAAGACAUGUAAACGCACAUGCAUCUGUGGAUACCUCCAACAUGGGUUGCUUAUAGAGUAGUUUGAAGCCAGGGCUGUGGUUGGAAAACCGCAGCACAUAUUAAUAGGAACACUGUUACAACACUUUUCUCAUUGAAUGCAGUUAAAAUUCAAAUUGAAUUGACCCAAUGAGACCAAUCAUGAUCUUUAAGACCACAUUUUGAAAUAGCCAUUAGAAUAAUUGACAACUAAUUGCAAAAAAAUGUUGAUAUCCAUUUUCAACUGUCCAGUGGUUCAGUAGAAGAGGCCACAUCCUGCUGAUUUUUUUUUUUUUUUGUAUUUUUAGUGCCUUGAUUUUGAUCUUGUCUGUUGUUUUAGACGGCAUCAUAUUUUCUAAAUAGAGGCUACUAUUCAAACACUGUAGUUGUGAUUUUUUUUUUGAAGGUAUGUUUUAUUUGCCUUUGAGGAAACUCAUUGAGCAGUAUUAGCACUGAAUAUAGCGAUUUCUCAUUAUGGUAAAAUAUUUUCACUUUUGAGUUAGCAUGCGUUCUAUAAACGCAUUAGUAUUAACUAUUGAAUAAUGAAUGCGGAAAGUCAAGAACAAUGUAUCAAAAACAUUAUAGAUACAUUUCCUGGCUGAAAAGUGGAAAUGCUUUAACAUUAUGUCAUAUUGCUUCGAAGGUUGUAAAUGGAUUUCUAUAUCUAUUUAAUUCACUCUGUGAAGAUGUGUGUGUGUGUAUAAUUUAAUUACCAUUGUUGUAUAAUAUUUUAACUAUAUUUAUGUGGUCAGCGUUCUGUAUUCACAUCGUCUCAAGGACGACAUCCACACACUCCACAUAACCCAUGUGAUGGUCCUCAACUUUGUAUGUGUAUGCAAUUUCCUUUCUUUGACCUGUGAACCACUUUUGUCAUGAAGAAUUAAAACAAGCCAACACUC
Messenger RNA from Etheostoma spectabile (orangethroat darter), 5492 nucleotides. RefSeq names its product protein bicaudal D homolog 2. The coding region runs from base 351 to 3047 and encodes 898 amino acids. NCBI's taxonomy places the organism in Eukaryota, Metazoa, Chordata, Actinopteri, Perciformes, Percidae. Gene Ontology annotation, cellular component: Golgi apparatus; cytosol. The transcript is spliced from 10 exons. Gene Ontology annotation, biological process: regulation of microtubule cytoskeleton organization; protein localization to organelle; microtubule anchoring at microtubule organizing center. Gene Ontology annotation, molecular function: cytoskeletal adaptor activity; dynactin binding; dynein complex binding. The record is from RefSeq and is a predicted model, not a curated record.